This is a messenger RNA of Ichthyophthirius multifiliis, 2043 nucleotides long. Its product is annotated as protein kinase domain protein. Gene Ontology annotation, molecular function: deoxyribonuclease II activity; protein serine/threonine kinase activity; ATP binding. Gene Ontology annotation, biological process: DNA metabolic process; signal transduction; protein phosphorylation. Gene Ontology annotation, cellular component: cytoplasm. The transcript is spliced from 8 exons. NCBI's taxonomy places the organism in Eukaryota, Ciliophora, Oligohymenophorea, Hymenostomatida. The record is from RefSeq and is a predicted model, not a curated record.
AUGAAUUUAUAAUCCUAUAAAAUAUUUUUAUUUAUUUUUUUUAUUUUAAAUAUUGCCUUUUAAAGCCCUUCAUGCCUUGAUUCAAAAGGAAAUAAAGUAGACUAUUUUAUAGCAUUGAAACAUCCUGAUAGUACGGAAUUUUCUUAUUGUGAUUCUUCAAAACCUUGUAAAGAUUUGGAAUCAACAAAAAAAGAACUUAAUGAUAUUUCAAUAUCUCCUUUAUUAAAGACGCUUUAAUAAAUAAAAAGCCUAAAAUCUGAUAAAUAUGCAUCUGUUUUUUGGAAUGAUGAAGUUGCUGAAAAGGAUAUUUCUUUAACAUAUGCACAUUCUAAAGGAAUUAUGGGAUUAGAUAAACAUAAUGGAUUUUUAAUAGUGCAUAGUGCUCCUAAAUUUCCUUUAAUAAUAAAUGAUGAAAUAGAUUUGAAGAUAUAAGAUGGAUAAUAAAUCUUUGCUUAACAUUUUUUCUGUAUAUCUACAACUUCUGAAUAAUUAAAUAAUAUUGCGGAAGGAUAUACUAUUGAUUGGCCUUAUGUAUAUGCAUCAAAUAAUGCAACUUCAAUUUUAGAUUAAUUUAAAAAUAUCUAACAACUUAUUUCAAAGAAAAAAAAUACUGAUUUAUAAUAAAAAGUUAUACCGUUUUAAUCUCAUAAAGGAAUUAAAUUUGAAAAAUUUUCUAAGUCAGGCUCAUGGGUAGUUCCUUUUUACGAAAAUGUAGUUUCUACGCAUAUUAAAUCUGGUUUGAUUGUUGAAAGUUGGGGUUCUCCUUAAGAAACACCUAGCUGUUAAGGAGAAUUUUAAGUUUUUUCAAACCUUGAAGUAGCUUUUCCUAAGUAAGAUGAAUUUAAAUAAACUAAAGAUCAUUCUAAGUAUGCUAUAUCUACUGACUAGAAAUUACAUUUCGUUUGCUUGGGUGAUAUUAAUAGGUAGUAAACUUAAUGGAAAAGAGGAGGAGGUACGGGUUAAUAAUCUUAAAAUAACUAACCCAUAGGAAUUACAUUUGAAAAAAUAAUAGGAAAUGGUACAUUUGGAGUAGUUUAUUUGGCAACAUUAAAUGAUACAAAUGAAAAGGUUGCUAUAAAAAAAGUGUUUUAAGAUAAAAGAUACAAAAAUAGAGAAUUUGAAAUUAUAAAGAUAUUAAAUCAUUAAAACAUAAUAAAACUAAAACAAGCAUAUUACACAAAAGGAAAUAAAGAUGAUGAAGUUUAUUUAAACAUUGUUAUGGAAUAUGUUCCAGAAACUCUUUCAAACCUUAUUAGAUAAUAUCGAAAAAUUAAGCAAUAAAUUCCACCUUAGUUACUCAAAGUAUUUUCAUAUUAAUUGAUUAGAGGUUUAGCAUAUCUUAAAGGUAUUAGUAUUGCUCAUAGAGACAUAAAACCCUAAAAUAUAUUGACAGACUCAGAAAAUUUUUUGUUAAAAUUAUGUGACUUUGGUUCGGCUAAAAAACUUGUAAAAGGUGAUUCUAAUAUAGCUUAUAUAUGUUCUAGAUAUUAUAGAGCUCCUGAACUUAUAUUUGGGGCUGCUUAAUAUACUACUUAAAUAGAUAUUUGGUCGAUUGGAACUGUUAUUGCUGAAAUGAUUCUGUUUGAACCUAUUUUCUAAGGUCAAAAUUCAGUCGAUUAAUUAAUUGAAAUUAUCAAAAUUAUUGGGUCUCCCACUAAAGAGCAAGUACUUAAAAUGAAUCCUAAUCAUAAUUAAUAUAAUUUUCCUUAAAUUAAACCUUGUUCUUGGCCUAAAUUUUUUAGUAAAUAAAAGCCUGACCCUUUAUUAGUUGAUUUAAUUAGCAAAAUUCUUAUUUAUGUCCCUAGUGAAAGACCUACUCCUUUAGAAGCUUUACUUCAUCCAUAUUUUAAUGAUUUGAGAAAUGAAAAAUUCUAUUAAAGUUACCCGAAUAUGCCUGACUUUUUUAAUUUCUCAAAUGAAGAAAUAUCUACUUAACCUUAAUUGAAAAAUCAUCUAAUUCCUGAUUGGUAUAAAAAUAAAUAAAUUGAUAAUUUAAGCAAAGAUUUUAAUUAGAAAGUCUUUUUUAAAGAUAGUUAAAAAUGA